GGGGGAGGGGACGAUUCGGUGCGGUUAUCGAGUGACGCUUGGAAUGUGUUGUCCUGUUGCAGGGAGUAUUUUUGGGCCAGUUUAUUGGAGCCGAGGCGAGCGCCGAGAGCGGAUGGGUGGUGGUGAUGAGUGAGGAAUUAUUUUUCUUUUUCUCUUUUCCUCAGUCACUGGUGGCAAUCUUGCAUCGUCACUUUUGCCAUUGGUCGGUAGAAUUGAGCGCGCAACACGUCAUGCAUUGGGAUUGAGGUCUUCAUCUUAAGACUCGUCCGUCAUGCUGUGUUCUUGAGCAUAAUUGACAAUUAAGUGCUGGGCACAGCUUAGGGAGGGUGGCGUAGAGUGGAACACGGGGGAGAACCGGGCACUAGUAGCUCAGUACCUGCCAGAAAGAAAAACACAGCGACUGAAAGACAGACAGACACACAAACAAACAGACAGUGUAUGUGCGAUGGACUGAGCGAGGGAGAGUGAGGAAGAAGCUGGGUCAGUCACAGAGAUAGAUACAGAGAGAGAGAGAGAGGGGGGAGAGAGAGAGAGAAGAAAUAUGUCGCAUGCUCAUGUAGUUGGAGAGGAGGAAGAAGCUUGGGCAGAGGAUGAUCAACCUGUGAGCUGAUGUGAUCCACGGCGAAGCUCGAGAGAAUUGGGAUCGGUCAGAAUUUGUGCAUGAGUAGACUGUGAGCUAUCCGUGCUGGUUGGUGAAUUGAAUGAAUGCUGGAUGGGAGUGUUUUUUGCUCCUCAUGGAAUCGGAGAGCUGCUGGAGAUCGAUCUUGGUUAGGCCGCGUUGAGCUCGAGGCGACCUUUGAAGGUGAUGGAAGCGGCUGGGUCAGUGUUCGGAAGGGAUGACAGAGCUGGUGUGUCUCUUAGACGGCGGUCGUGGGGAUUAUCCUCAACGGCCAGGAAUGUUCACCUUUUUUAUUCCUGGAAAUUGCACGAUGAUCUGUAGAACCUAGGGAUAAUGACCAGUGAACGAGGAGGAGACAGAGUUGAGAGAUUUUAGCUAUGGAGAACGUCAAUGGUGGUGGCAUCAACAUUGGUUCAUAUGGCACAAGCACCGGUAACGAGUAUUCUCUCACCGAUUACAAGGUGGGGAAGACUAUUGGCCUUGGUUCGUUCGGCAAAGUGAAGAUGGCAGAGCAUAGUCUCACGGGUCAAAAGGUGGCUAUCAAAAUACUUCAUCGCAGGAAGAUCAAGGAACAAAACAUGGACGAAAGAGUGAAACGGGAGAUAAAUAUACUGCGCUUGAUCAUGCAUCCCCACAUCAUUCGCCUCUACGAAGUCAUUGAAACGCCAACUCAUAUCUUCCUUGUCCUGGAGUAUUUGAAAUCUGGGGAACUCUUCGAUUACAUUAUUGAAAAGGGUCGUCUUCCUGAAGGUGAAGCUCGGAGGCUUUUUCAACAGAUUCUCUCGGGUGUGGAGUAUUGCCAUAGCAACAUGGUUGUGCACAGGGACUUGAAGCCAGAAAACCUCUUGCUGGAUUCAACAUGGAAUGUAAAGAUUGCUGAUUUUGGACUCAGCAAUAUCAUGCGUGACGGCCAUUUUUUGAACACCAGCUGUGGAAGUCCAAAUUAUGCUGCUCCUGAAGUGAUAUCAGGCAAGCUCUAUGCAGGGCCAGAGGUCGACGUAUGGAGCUGUGGUGUCAUACUGUAUGCACUUUUGUGUGGAACUUUGCCCUAUGACGACGAGAAUAUCCCCACACUGUUUCGAAAAAUCAAGGGUGGGAUCUACACUCUUCCAAGUUAUCUCUCAACUGGAGCUAAGGAUCUUAUCUCCCGCAUGUUGUUAGUCGACCCCGUGAAACGAAUUACCAUUCCAGAAGUUCGACAGCACUCAUGGUUUCAAACCAAUCUACGAUGUUGUCUUAAUGGUUCACAGGGUGUUAUGGCCCAGCAUAUAAAUUGCAUUGACGAAGACAUUGUUAAAGAGGUGGUAAGCUUAGGAUUCCAAAAACAUCAAGUCAAGGACGCAUUGAGGAGGAGAGUGACAAGCAAGGCAACUGUAACUUACUAUCUCCUUCUAGACAACAGACGAUGUAGUUCAAAUGGGCGACCUAGAGAUCAAAAUGAUGACGACAAGGAAACAUCUGUAAAUACAGGUAGUGUUGUCAGAGCAGGGUUACCUCUUCGAUGCAUACAUGCAGAGGGCCUGUCAACAGGAGGUCAGAGCUGGGUAUUGGGAUUCAAGACCCCAACGACUCCCAGAGAUAUUAUGACAUUCAUGCUAAAGAGCUUUCAAGAACUAGAUGUACACUGGAAGAAGAUGGGACCGUAUACAGUCAAAGGUAGAUGGAAUACGUCACUGUUUAGGUGUUCCACCGCAACAAUGAGGUCUGUUGACAACGGGUACAAGCCUCCAUUGAUUAUGAAUGGGGCAGGUUCACAUUGUAACGGAAAUGCUUCAAUCGACGAAAGACAGGAACUUAUUGUCAACUUUGAAACACAGCUUUAUCUGACGAAGGAUGACAAUUACCUUCUCGAUCUACAAUACCUUCAUGGACCCGACAUGGUUUUUUUGGAAUUCUGUUAUGAAUUUCAGAGAAAAAUCUGGUCUGCUGGAAUUUAAUCAUCACUGAGGACGUUUAUUCUCCUAAAGGAGAGCCUCAACAAUUUUGCUUGGAGAUAAGGUUGCCUCCGGCGUGAUGACUGUUGACAAUACUGUUGGAAGGCAUUUGAGGUUCUUGCAUUCGCACAAAUGGUUUUUGGAACAACCACCAUUUUAAUAUCAAGGGCUUAGGGUAUUGAACUCGGUUGCCAAGUGUGAAGGUUGCUUAGAAUCAUAGCAUUUUGCAGUGGUCCACUAAUAGCAGAGAGUGCGUCUUGGAUUUACACCGAAUCUGCUGAGAAUUUACUGGUUGUAGCUUUGACCAGUCCUUGCCUAUGCCCUUUCACUUGUAGACAAUUCCAUAUCAGCUAAUGUCUAACGUUGAAGGUCUAAUGCAAUAGAAGCUUUUGUAGAAGGUGAUACAUGUAGAAUAUAAUCAGGUUUGUGGGUUAGUGAGACUGUGCUUCUACUGGUCGAUUCAGAUUUUCCCAGCUGUGGCAGAGCGGACAUAUUUGAUAUUUAACCGAAGUAUCUGCCCAAGCAGUCCUUCAGAAAACAAACUUUGAAUAUGACGAAGACGAUACCGAUAGAUCUCCAACAAAGGCAGUUACCUAUGAACGGUUUAAGGAUUGCUAACAGCACAACCGAUAUACCUGUGAAGUUUAUGAGAAGAUUCAAUUGGGGACACUAGAAUUGAUCGAAGUCAGCAAUUUGAUCGAAAGCUAAGAGUAAGUAGAGAGCUAAUGUUUUACCAUGAGCCCACCAAUGUCAUGAUAAAUAAAAUAAAAACGCGUGAUAUUUGCAUUAAAAACACUGAGAAGAAGUGAAGGAGGAGAGAACAACUAGGGUACUCAAUGUGCCUACUCUUAAAUGUAGGUGUAGAUGAACAACAAUCGUGGUUCAUCUGAAUGUUUGACAUGAACCCAUUGUCAGGAAGUCUGUCUAUAUUGUACUUAGCCAACCGCUGUGACGUGGUUCAAUGUAACUUGAAAGAGACA
Marchantia polymorpha subsp. ruderalis is the source of this 3533-nucleotide messenger RNA. The record is from the annotation of a GenBank genome assembly. Lineage: Eukaryota; Viridiplantae; Streptophyta; Marchantiopsida; Marchantiales; Marchantiaceae.